CGCCUCCGCCUCCGCCUCCGCCUCUUCCUCAAUCGGAAUCCCGUCCAGCAGGGAGGCGCUGGCGGUUGCGCUCAAAUGCACUCGGCCUAGCUAGCCAAACUUCUCCUGCACCCAGAGAAACUAGAUCGGAUGGCGAGGAAGAGGAAGCGGCGGGGCGACGCCGCCGCCACGGAGGCGCCGGUGGAGGUGGCCCAGCAGGAGGCUCCCGCGGCUGCUGCUGAUUCAGCCGCGGCUGCGAAGACUGGGCGUCCGCGGGGAGGCGACGCCGCGGCCGAGCAGGAGGCGUCCGCCGCCGUGCACGCGCCCGGUCCUGCUGAUUCAGGGAAGGAGACAACGGACGGGGAGGGAAAGAAGCCUAAGCGCAGGAAGAAGAAGAAGAAGAAUAAUAUGCAGCAUCCGUCCCCUUCUGCUGUCUCUGAUGACAAUGCUGUUGAGCUUGACAAAUCCAGAACUGACUGUAAAGAUGUACCAGGAGAUGACGAAACUAUUAGGAGUCCCAGAAAUGAAGAGGAUCCAGGCUUUUCUGCUGAGCAGGAUAUACCGGAGAGGAAGAAGCCUAGGCGCAAGAAACGGAAGAAUAACAAGCAGGAGCAAUCCCCUUCUGCUGUAACAGAUGGCGACACAAUUGUGGUUGGUACGUCUGGAAAUGACUGCACACAUGGGAAAGGUGUUCCAGGAGUUGCUGACGUUAGUAUGAGUUCCAGAAAUGGAGAGGAUCAAGACUGUCCUGAGGUAAACAUUGGAGAGAAAGGGGCGCCAGAGAGGAAGAAGCCUAAGCGCAGGCAGAAGAAGAAGAAUAUGCAGCAACCAUCCCCUUCUGCUUUCUCUAAUGGCAAUGCUGUUGAGCUUGACAAAUCCAGAACUGACUGUAAAGAUGUUGAAGAUGUACCAGGAGAUGACGAAACUAUUAGGAGUCCCAGAAAUGAAGAGGAUCCAGGCUUUUCUGCUGAGCGGGAUAUACCGGAGAGGAAGAAGCCUAGGCGCAAGAAAUGGAAGAAUAACAAGCAGGAGCAAUCCCCUUCUGCUGUAACAGAUGGCGACGCAAUAGUGGUUGGUACAUCUGGAAAUGACUGCACACAUGGGAACGGUGUUCCAAGAGUUGCUGACGUUACUAUGAGUUCCGGAAAUGGGGAGGAUCAAGACUGUCCUGAGGUAAACAUUGCAGAGAAGGAGACACCAGGGAGGAAGAAGCCUAAGCUCAAGAAACGGAAGGAGAAUAAGGAGCGAUCCACUGCCACUGUGUCUGAUGAUGGUGCCGUUCUGUUACACAAAUCUGAAAAUGACUGCCUUGAUGGGGAUGAUGCUUCAGGAGAUGCUCAAGUUAGUGUGAGCACCACAAAUGUAGAAGAUCCAUACUGUCCCGAGGUCAACAUUGCAGAGAAGGGAACAAAUGAGAGGAAAAAGCCUAAGCCCAAGAAACGGAAGGAGAUUAAGGAGCGAUCCACUGCCACUGUGUCUGAUGAUGGUGCUGUUCUGUUACACAAAUCUGAAAAUGACUGCAUUGAUGGGGAUGAUGCUUCAGGAGAUGCUCAAGUUAGUGUGAGCACCACAAAUGUAGAAGAUCCAUACUGUCCCGAGGUCAACAUUGCAGAGAAGGGAACAAAUGAGAGGAAAAAGCCUAAGCCCAAGAAACGGAAGAAUAAAAAGGAAGGUUCCUCUUCUGUUAUACUGGAUGCUGGUGCUGUUGUAGCAGAUGAAUCUAGAAAUAGCUGUAAGGAUGGGGAUUGUGCACCACGAGACAUUGAAGCUAGUAUUUCCCCCCAAAUGGAGAGGAUUCAGUGUGUCCUGCGGUAA
Lolium rigidum is the source of this 1794-nucleotide messenger RNA. RefSeq names its product DNA ligase 1-like. The transcript is spliced from 2 exons. Bases 130 to 1794 code for a protein of 554 amino acids. Lineage: Eukaryota; Viridiplantae; Streptophyta; Magnoliopsida; Poales; Poaceae. The record is from RefSeq and is a predicted model, not a curated record.